Molecule: messenger RNA, 429 nt
Organism: Durusdinium trenchii
Lineage: Eukaryota; Dinophyceae; Suessiales; Symbiodiniaceae
Source: the annotation of a GenBank genome assembly
AUGCCAGAAGCCAACGGUGAUGUUAGAUCAUAUGUCCGACGUGAAGUGGAGACGGUGGCCGCUUCCAUUCCUCAGCAAGCCGCGUCUCCGCCAGUACAACUCAUCAUACAGAACAGCUCAAGCGUCAGCGAAACCAAGCCUGAGAGAGAGUUGCCACCGCGAAAGAUGCCGCAAGACUUUUGGCACCUAUCGAAGAAGGAUCUCACCGAUUUUUUGGCAUCUCCGCUGAACCAGGUUUGUCUCGUAGGCCUUGCUGGCUUCGCCUUGUGGAUUUACCAGGCCAAAUCAGAGUAUCCUGGGCACAUAUGGCGCUCGGGAUGGGUGAAUAUGAUGGCUGAUCUAGGCCUCUCCAGGUUGGGCAGCCCACGAAACUGGCAAACCCUGUCGAUAGGAGAAUCCUGUUGGGUAAGCAAUCAGGAAAUGCAGUGA